AUGAGCUCUGACUCCAUUAGCCGUGUAGCUGUGGCCAGCAUGGUGGCCGGAGCCGCAGCUACCGCCUUCGUAGGCCCAUUGCAGGGAGCUCGCGCGCCAAGCCACACGACUCACACGAUCCAAGCUCUUCGGGGCAACUCCCAGGCAACACAGGGCUUGAGCCUUGGCACGGCAGCCAUGGGAACCGCUGGCCUGGCUGCUGUGGCCAGCAGCUUGCGCAAGCGUUCCAGCCGCUCUGCACGCGUGGCACGCCAGCAGGCGCCUCCCAGCGUGGUGGCUGAGCGGAAAGUCGGAGAUUUGUCUGGAGCACUGCCUGACUGCCCAAAGACGAUCUGGAAUGCCGAUGACAUCGACAUCAAGAAGCUCCCUGCUGUGAAGAAGACGGCGCCCUUGAUCAUCGAUGCUGCUGAGUUGGGGGAUGAGUUGCAGAAGGGCAAAGAGAAAGAGUGGGUUGCUGCUCAGAAGGAGAAGAUUAUGGCUCAGCUUCAGGACCAUGGUGCAAUCUGGUUCAGGAACUUCGAGUCCACUAAGCAGCCCGACGGCUUCCGUGAGUUCUAUGAGGCUUUGGAGCUGAAUCCAUGCCUAGACCCUAUCCACACCUCAGGACUGAGAGCCAUGGAAGAGAAGAAGCAUGCCGUCUAUGAGGCAGUGAACAAACCUUCCUUGGCGGGCCACUUCGUUGGAUUGCACAACGAGUCCACCUUCGUGAAGACAGCAACCUAUGGCGCUUUUGUGUGCUUCCAGAAGGCAUCUGAAGGAGGUGGGGAGUUCUUGAUUGCGGAUGGUGCCAAGAUCUUGGAGGAUAUGGACAAGGAUGUUUUGGAGAGGAUCUACAAGAACAAGGUGAGGAUCUCUGUGAGCAAUUUGGAUCUCAACUUCCUGGGAUCUUUGCCAGAUGGCUUCAGGGAGUCGGCCUCUGACUUCUUCCAGGAUUUGAUUCUGAAGGUCGUGGCUCCAAAGUUUGACAUGGACCUGGAGAUGAUCUACGGUGCGGACCAAUCCAACCCUUAUCGUUUGCAGGCCAUUGAGCAUGCCCAGUCACCGAUCAACAAACACCCUGUGACAGGCCAGCCAGUCUGGUUUUGCAACUUGCACAACCACAGCCGCUAUUUGCGGGACCGUCGUCCUUGCACUGUCCCAGAGGUUGGCAUGACUGACGUCUACAGCGGAGAUUUGUCCACCAUUCCGUAUGAUGACGUCCGACACAUCAACGAGGUGUGCGAGAAGAACAUCCACACCAUGGCCAUGAAGGAAGGUGAUGUCGUCCUUCUGGAUAACUAUCGUGUGCUUCAUGGACGGAACACCUUCGAAGGGGACCGCAAGCACGCAGUGACCUGGUUUGAGUCCUGCGGGGAGCCUUUGAGCCAGAACCAGCAGCAAAAGCCGGAUGACUUCAUGAACGAGCUCAUCAACAAGACCUUGGUGUAG
Molecule: messenger RNA, 1428 nt
Organism: Durusdinium trenchii
Lineage: Eukaryota; Dinophyceae; Suessiales; Symbiodiniaceae
Source: the annotation of a GenBank genome assembly